GAUUGAGAAGGACAGAGAGAGAGAGAGAGAGAAGGAUGCAGAUUUGCCAUUGCAGCCACGAGCAUCCCCUGGCCCUCUGUAUGAUGGAGGACACCGGCGAGCCUUGCAAGGGACGCUCGAGACCCAUCUUGGAUCUCGGCCACGUCUGCCACCGCUGCGGCUUCCUCCUCCACAAGAAGUGCGAGAAGUUGCCUCGGAAAGUCCUCCUCCGGGUUCAUCCCAAACACCCUCUCACCCUUCAAUUUUCAUCGGAAACCUUCAAGUGCGGCGUCUGCAAGAAAACUGGCUCGGGGCUCACCUUCCAAUGCGGCGAGUGCAAAUACAACGUGGACGUGACCUGUUUCUUAACAAAUUUCCCAUGUACUGAUUUCCCUCCUCAAGAAUGUAAAACAAGGAAGCUACCGCGUUCCACCGCGACACUUUGUCUCUGCGCACAGCAGAGUAAAAGGAAAUGUACAGGAUGUGAACAGCAAAUUUCGGGUUCAGCUUGUUGCUGCAAGGAAUGCGAUCUGCUCACACUCCACAAAUACUGUGCUCAAUUACCACGGCAGAGAGAAAAUCCUUGCUGCCUUUCGCACUCCCGCGCGCUUCUUAAAGAAACAUGUGCAAUCUGUGAUGCCUGUCGGAAGAUCAAUGGUGGCUCUGUGUACCAUUGCGACAAAUGUUCGUUCGACCUCGACUUGGUAUGCACUUGUCUCGCACCUUCACUGAAACUGGAGAAGUGUAAUGACUUCCCUUCUUGCUUCAAAGAAUCGCGUGGUCAAGUUUCAUGUAAUUCCUGCAGCACUCCGUGGAGCAACAAUCUUUACCGAUGCGUUAGCUGCAACUUUAAUGUGCACUGCACUUGUCUUCCUCUUCCAAGCACCGUUAAGCACAAACACCAUCCCCAUUCUCUUACGCUCAAAGAACCUACUCCCAAGGAUGAUUCAAGUAGGAUUUGCUGCGCAGCAUGCAAGAUGAAGAUAUGCCCAAAGGACCGGGCUUAUUACUGUGCAGAAUGCUGCUAUGGAGUUCAUCUUGAAUGUGUGGUCCCCGAGGAGCAGCCGGACCGAGGGAAACUCGCGGAAGACAUCGCAAGGGUCCUAGAAGCGCUAAAUGCAAUUGCUGCUCAGCUGUAACGGGACAAAGAAUCCGGAUAGACGAAGAUACAAGCGUGAGUAGGAAAAUAUUCCAACAUAACACAACAGCAACCUGAGCUAAUAAAAAAAAUGAAAUGCCGACAAAUAAGUGAAAGUGAGAUUCUAUGAUCUUCGCUCUGUCGAUACCAUUGUGUCUAAAACUUAGUGACACUUACUUGAAUCAAGUAAGAUAGUUAGGACUUAGUACUUGUGUCAUGCAUCUAAAUGUUUUACUAUAAUGUAAAAGCCUAUCCACAUGUGCAAAGGAAAGAUCGUCAUGCUCCUAAA
This is a messenger RNA of Eucalyptus grandis, 1406 nucleotides long. RefSeq lists its product as uncharacterized. Lineage: Eukaryota; Viridiplantae; Streptophyta; Magnoliopsida; Myrtales; Myrtaceae. The transcript is spliced from 2 exons. Bases 36 to 1118 code for a protein of 360 amino acids. The record is from RefSeq and is a predicted model, not a curated record.